Molecule: messenger RNA, 2951 nt
Organism: Salarias fasciatus (jewelled blenny)
Lineage: Eukaryota; Metazoa; Chordata; Actinopteri; Blenniiformes; Blenniidae
Product: serine/threonine-protein kinase PAK 2-like
Exons: 16
Coding region: 319-1863 (514 amino acids)
Biological process (GO): protein phosphorylation
Molecular function (GO): protein serine/threonine kinase activity; ATP binding
Source: RefSeq, a predicted model, not a curated record
UACGACGUUCCGCUUCCUCUCCAGCAGGUUCCUCCCCGGGCCGGACCAGACGCUCUCUGGGGGGAAAGAGAGAUUAGACGAAAGUGCCCGCAUGUUUAAAUUCUCUAUCACUUUUUGAAGCUCGAGGGCGUUUGUGAAAUCUCAGCGUGGAAACUGGGCUCCAGAAAGACUCGGGGGAAGCAGACGCGGGGCGGAGUUUGGAGAGUUGGUCCGGAGUGCGGUUGUUUUUUUCUGCGGUUCACAACAACCGGAACACACAAAGGCUGAAAGGAUAAACCUGUACAGAGAAAACUUGAAGAAAGGUGAACGUGUGUGUAGAUGUGUGACAGCGGACUGUGUGAGGACAAGCCCCCCGCCCCCCCUGUCAGGAUGAGCAGCCAAGGAGGAGCCAAGGACCCCCAGUCAGCCAAUCACAGCUCGCGGCCGCUGCCGUCGGUCCCGGAGGAGAGAAAGUCCAGAAACAAGAUCAUCUCUAUGUUUGCCUCUGAGAAAGGAGGUCGGAAGAAGGACCGGGACAACAGGCCGGAAAUCUCUUCCCCCUCUGACUUUGAACACACUAUUCACGUGGGCUUCGACGCCGUCACCGGAGAAUUCACUGGCAUGCCGGAGCAGUGGGCCCGUCUCCUCCAGACCUCCAACAUCAGCAAGACGGAGCAGAAACAGAAUCCUCAAGCCGUCCUCGACAUCCUCAAGUUCUACGACUCCACCAGUGGAAAACAGAAAUACCUCAGCUUUUCCGCCUCGGAUAAAGAGUCACAAUCGCCAGGCAAACAGGGUACGACAACUUCUCCAUCAAGAAAGGAUGGCGAUGACGAUGAUGACGAUGAUACACCGCCUCCAGUCGUGGCUCCGCGGCCAGAACAUACAAAAUCAGUGUACACGAGGUCCGUGAUCGAUCCGAUCCCGGCUACGGAGACGGACGGAGCCUCGAAGGCAGCCGACAAACAAAAGAAGAAAGGAGGCAAGAUGACCGACGAGGAGAUCAUGGAGAAGCUAAGAACUAUUGUCAGUAUUGGAGAUCCCAAGAAGAAGUACACUCGCUACGAAAAGAUUGGCCAAGGGGCUUCAGGCACUGUUUACACAGCCAUAGAUGUUGCAACAGGACAAGAAGUGGCCAUCAAACAGAUCAACCUGCAGAAACAGCCAAAGAAAGAGCUCAUCAUUAACGAGAUCCUGGUCAUGAAGGAGAUGAAGAACCCCAACAUUGUCAACUUCCUGGACAGCUUCCUGGUCGGGGACGAGCUCUUCGUGGUGAUGGAGUAUCUGGCCGGCGGCUCGCUGACCGACGUGGUGACGGAGACGUGCAUGGACGAGGCGCAGAUCGCUGCGGUCUGCAGAGAGGUGCUUCAGGCUCUGGAGUUUCUUCAUGCCAACCAGGUCAUCCACAGAGACAUCAAGAGCGACAACGUGCUGCUGGGGAUGGACGGAUCAGUCAAACUUACUGACUUCGGCUUCUGCGCUCAGAUCACUCCUGAGCAGAGCAAACGCAGCACGAUGGUCGGGACUCCGUAUUGGAUGGCUCCCGAAGUGGUCACCAGGAAAGCUUACGGGCCCAAAGUGGACAUCUGGUCUCUGGGGAUCAUGGCGAUAGAGAUGGUGGAAGGAGAACCUCCGUAUCUGAAUGAGAACCCUCUCAGGGCGCUGUAUUUAAUCGCCACCAAUGGGACUCCUGAGCUGCAGAGCCCGGAGAAGCUGUCUCCGAUCUUCAGGUCCUUCCUGUCUCGCUGUCUGGAGAUGGACGUGGAGAAACGAGGCUCGGGCAGGGAACUGCUGCAGCAUCCAUUCCUGAAGCUGGCCAAGCCUCUGUCCAGCCUCACCCCGCUCAUCCUGGCAGCCAAGGAGGCCAUGAGGAGCAACCGCUGAGCCUCGGUCCCUCGGGACCGCCACGACUCCAGCCAGCAGCUUUCACUGCUCUACCUUCUGACGACUAUCAGCCUCUUGCUUCUCUUUGGUUUUAUUUUUGUUUGUUUUAAAGAUUACAUAUCGCUGCUCACCUGUGUUAUUUCCAUCAUAGGUUGGGAACCACUGCCCUAUGUUGUCCUCUGUUUUGUUUAAAGCGUCGUCUCUGUUGACUCUGGAUAUCAGGAAUGCAAUAUUACCGGUAUUUAUGACACUUUGCACACAGCAGGUCGACAUAUAAGUGCUCCACAGCGUGACGUGUCUCUCAACUCUUGCAAAAACACAUUUAUAUUGGGAAAAAAUAAAAGGAGAACAAAUUCGUGCGGGACGGUCCAGGAAGGGAAACUUUUUUGAAGUAAUGAAUUCACUCCGUAUCUGCUCAAUGAGUGGUUGACGUGCAUCCGUCUGGCUGACUGUGAGUUCCAUGUGUGUGAUCACAGGAAAGAAUUGCCAUUGUGCACAAAUUAACAUUAUAUUUUUAACUGUUUCUUCCAACUUUUUAAGCCUUUUUUUUUUUUGUAAAUGCGAUAAAUGUUUUCCUUUUGCAUCUUCUGACAUCAACUGUCACGCUUGUCGUCGUCCUUCUAGACUCAUCGGUUGGACUCUUUGCAGCUGGUUCCUGUAGCUGCUGUUGUUAACUGGGUCCAAUGAAAUUUGGAAUGAGGAAUGAAAAGCUGCAGUGUGCUACAGUCGUGCAGGUUUGCAGACAGAGCAGUCUUUAUGCGCUGCAGUAGCCAUGCCAGUGUUCUCUUCUUACCCUGUAAUUCACUGAAAAUCAAGCCAUUCCAGCUUAUGGUGGAAAUUAGGUUUUUGUGUUUUCUUUUUUUUUUUUUUUUUUAAUUUCUUUCAGUAUAUUUUUUUUGUACAACAAACUUUUUUUUAAAUGCCUGUAUUAGUGGAUUCUUCUGCCCUCGUGUGGCAGUUGAAAAUAUCACCAGGAUUAAAAACACAGGGCUUCGACUUUAUAAACUAUCCAGACCUUUGGAGUUUAUUCUACAAGCUAUGCAAACCAGUCGGCCUUUUAGCAUUAUGUGCCUAAAAAAAAACUACAA